Molecule: messenger RNA, 1007 nt
Organism: Alligator sinensis (Chinese alligator)
Lineage: Eukaryota; Metazoa; Chordata; Crocodylia; Alligatoridae
Gene: VAX2
Product: ventral anterior homeobox 2
Exons: 3
Biological process (GO): brain development; neuron differentiation; regulation of DNA-templated transcription
Molecular function (GO): DNA-binding transcription factor activity, RNA polymerase II-specific; DNA binding
Source: RefSeq, a predicted model, not a curated record
GGAGACCCCGGCGGCGCCCACCGGGACACCCCGGGGACCUCCUCCUCCAGCCCCGGCUCUUCCAAGGAGAGCGACAGCCAGCCCGGGCCCGGCGAAGCCGACUACUGCCGCCGGAUCCUGGUGCGAGAUGCCAAAGGGACCAUCCGGGAGAUCGUUCUCCCUAAAGGCCUGGAUCUGGACCGGCCCAAAAGGACCCGGACCUCUUUCACGGCGGAGCAGCUGUACAGGCUGGAGCUGGAGUUCCAGCGGUGCCAGUACGUCGUCGGCAGGGAGAGGACGGAGCUAGCGAGGCAGCUCAACCUAUCGGAAACGCAGGUCAAAGUCUGGUUCCAGAACCGGCGCACCAAGCAGAAGAAGGACCAGAGCCGGGACUCCGAGAAGCGCUCGUCCUCCAGCUCCGAGUCCUUCGCCACCUGCAACAUCCUGCGGCUGCUGGAGCAAGGCAGACUCUUGUCGGUCCCAGCUGCACCUAACCUGCUCCCCGCCGGCGCCGCGGCCCUGGGCCCCGCGGCUGGGAACGGUGCCGGCCUGGCCACGUCGGGCAGCACGUCCCCCGGCGUGAGCAGUGGGAACAGCCCCCCCGGGACGGGCGGCUUCAGCCUGGGGGUCCCGUCUCUGGCCGCGGCCUCGUCCCCCCGGCUCCCCGGCACCCCGCUAUGCUUCAGCGGCCCGCUUCUGGGCACCCUCCACGACCUCCCUAGCGGCUACGGACUGGGCAGCUCCGCCUUCGAGCCUUAUACGCGGCUGGAGAAGAAAGACAGUUCGAUACCCAGCAAGAAGCCAAGCCCUUAAAUAAAGCCGAGUGUCAAAGCGUUUCCCCAUCCCACCCCGCCUCCAUGCACCGUGUUCCCCCGUCUGCCCCUCGUGGGGCUCCUGUUCUGCAAGUGGGAUUUCAAAGACCAAAUGUCCAGGUGACACGUGUGUGUACGUGCGUGUGUCUGCGUGUUCCCUCCGUGGAAAUAAACACACGGCUCCGGGCACCCCCCUUCGUUCAGCCCUCACCGCUG